This is a messenger RNA of Morchella importuna, 852 nucleotides long. RefSeq lists its product as uncharacterized. The record is from RefSeq and is a predicted model, not a curated record. NCBI's taxonomy places the organism in Eukaryota, Fungi, Ascomycota, Pezizomycetes, Pezizales, Morchellaceae. Bases 1 to 852 code for a protein of 283 amino acids. Gene Ontology annotation, cellular component: membrane. The transcript has 3 exons.
AUGGCCGAAAUCAUGGAACAAGUCUGGUGGCUCUUGAAGAAGCUCGGCCGAGCCGGCAAACGAAACGCCCAAUAUUACAUUGCCCACCCUAAAGAAGCGUGGGAAGAGCUCAUCGCCUACGCAAGAGAGAACCCGUGGAAGUUUUCUUUGUGCUGCCUCGGGAUUGGCCUCGGGAUUGCGACCAUUGUUGUUCCGCUGGCUAUUGGGUUUGGCCCAGCGGGGCCUAUAUUGGGCUCUAUCGCGGCGGGUUGGCAAUCCGGUAUCGGUAGUGUGGUAGCGGGCUCGGCGUUUGCCGUGAUACAGUCGAUGGCGAUGACUGGAGUCUUCACCGCUAUCGGUGGCACACUGAUCGGGAUAGGGACGGCUAUUCCGCUCAUUGGCCCGCUUUUCGGACGCUUUGGUUCAUGGAUAGGGAGCUGGUUUGGCUCUGACAGCCCUGGUCCUGGCAGUCCGUUUGGGCGUCUCAUGUCUUCACUUGACGCAGAGACGAUCCUUCUCCUAACUGCCGGCUCGGAUGCUGUCUCUACAAUAAAUGGCAUGAAGCCGAAGCCCAGGUGGUUCCUGGAGUCAAAACAUAGCAAGGUCGAUGUUGCGGGGUCGAGCAAGGAGGGCGCCAGAAGGCGGACCUUGACCACGAACUCGAAGGAGACGUGGGAGAUGGUGUGGGCCGAUAUGGAUGCAUGGAGGGACGGGACGGUGAGGGAACAUGCGUUGGAGAGGUUUGAUGUCGGGAUUGUGUUGCUUACGCCGAAGAGGGGUAGAGGAGAGGAGGGCUUUUGUGAGGUGUUUACGGAUCAUGAGACGGAUUGUCAUCCGGAGUGUUGGUGCGUGGGGGAUCCGGAUGAUGUUUAG